AUGCAAGAAAAGAAGUACUCAUUUCUGGAUUUCGAUGUGCCUGCCAUUGUUGAAAAUUUCCUCGAGUUAAAGCUCAUUGAACUUCCGAAGAUGAAGCGUCCAAAUAACGCUGGGAAAACUAUUGAUCCAAAUUACUGCAAAUAUCAUCGACUUCCACUUAAUGAUUCAAGGAUUCAACCAAGGGGGCAAAGAGCCAUAGGCGCAAUAAAAUUAGGGCUCACCAUUGGAGAUAUGCAGUCAAGUGCGUGGUUGUAUGUGAUCGUCGCAAAGAAUUCAUACAAUGUCUUGCUUGGAAAGCCUUGGAUUCAUGAGAAUAGGGUAGUUCCAUCUAACUACCAUCAAUGUCUGAAGUACUACGAGGGAGGAGUCGAGAAGACGAUAGUUACUGAUGAUAAGCCCUUCACCGAGGCUGAGUCAUACUUCGCUGACGCAAAGUUCUACUUGAAGAACCACAUCGUUAAGGAGCUAAAAGCUGAUGAUGUCAUGAAGAUCAAGAAUGAUGAGUUCACAACUAAAAGAGCUGAGGUGGCUCCUGGUAAAGUCAAAGUCGCUGCUAAGGAGGCACACCCUAAUCCAAAUAAAUAUCAUAGAGGGAAAGCCAUUUCUUCUAGCAAGAAGGUAGCCCAUGUACUUCGUUACGUCCCAAAGAUAGAGAAAAAAGAAGGCGAAUCAUUCAAUCUCCAAACGGGGUUAACUCUUCCGAUCAAACGGAUUGAGGCGAUAAAGAUGUCCUCAAAGCUACUUAGAAAGUCUGUGUCUCAGAAUCCACCACAAAAUAUAGCACUGCCUACGAAGCGUACAGAUGAAGGUUUUGAUCCUAAUGCUUAUAAGUUAUUUGCAAAGGCUGGAUACAACCCUAAUGAGCCAUCAAAGUUAGGGAAUCUCCCAUCAGAAGCUGCUACAAGGCAACCACAUGAAGGUUUGGGAUAUAAACAAUCCUUACUAGUGCGCUUCUCCAUAAGAAAGGCAAGCAAUAAUUGUAUCACUAUGGAAGAUGAACCUGCCACUUCCAAUAGGCUCUCUAUCUUUCAUCAGCUUGAAAAAUCAACUGAGAGGACUUACGGGGUAAAGACAACAAUUGACGCUUUGAAAAAAGUAAACCUUGGCACUGAUGAAGAGCCAAGGCCCACUUAUCUAAGUGCUUUACUAGUAGUCAAUGAAGAAAGAAAUUAUAUUGAGUUUCUCAAGGAGUAUAAGUAUGUCUUUGAUUGGAGUUAUAAGGAUAAGUCUGGCUUGGACCACAAAGUAGAAGUCUAUCACCUUGCAGUCAAGAAUGGUGCUCAUCCUGUUAAGCAAGCUCAAAGGCGCUUUAGGCCGGACUUGGUUCCAUUGAUUAAAACUGAAAUUAACAAACCCAUUGAAGAUGGCUUUACUCGUGAAGUUAAACACUCAACAUGGGUUUCAAGUAUUGUCCCUGGAUCUCAACAAGCGUGUCCUAAAGAUGAAUUCCCGCUUCCUAUUUCAGAGCUAGUGAUCGAUGCUAUUACUGGUUAUGAGGCAAUGUCUUUUAUGAACGGUUUGUCUAGAUAUAACCAAAUUCGUAUGUAUCCAAAAGAUGAAGAUCUUAUCACAUUCCACACCCCAAAUGGAAUUUAUUGCUACAAGUUUCAACAAUUUGAAAUUGUGUACAUCCCUCAGAAGGCUAUAAAAGGACAAGCGUUAGCGGACUUCUUGGCAGAUCACCUUAUACCUAACUAUUGGGAGCUAACUGAUGAAGUACCUGAUGAGGAUGCAAUGGUCAUUGAAUUUCAGCCUCCAUAG
Molecule: messenger RNA, 1761 nt
Organism: Nicotiana tabacum (common tobacco)
Lineage: Eukaryota; Viridiplantae; Streptophyta; Magnoliopsida; Solanales; Solanaceae
Source: RefSeq, a predicted model, not a curated record